Perkinsus marinus ATCC 50983 is the source of this 1357-nucleotide messenger RNA. RefSeq names its product Platelet-activating factor acetylhydrolase precursor, putative. The coding region runs from base 1 to 1263 and encodes 420 amino acids. The record is from RefSeq and is a predicted model, not a curated record. Lineage: Eukaryota; Perkinsozoa; Perkinsida; Perkinsidae. Gene Ontology annotation, molecular function: 1-alkyl-2-acetylglycerophosphocholine esterase activity. The transcript is spliced from 10 exons.
AUGACACGUGUCGUGCCUCCGCUGCCGCCUCUGCGUUCAGUCACUUUUGCUCGCCAUUUAUCCAUCAUCGAGGACGCCUCUGAUAAGAACAUUGGUUGUGUCGAGUAUAGGGUACCAGGUGGAGUCGAGGGCCGCAUCUUCUACCCGCCGGUAGCUGCGGGGGUGACACGUGGUUACACCCAAACUACGUGGAUGAGGAAUGUGCCAAGAUAUGCGUUCGGUCAAUUGGAUGUGGCUCGAGCCUUGUUCAGGAGCUCCAAAGUGAUGCAAAUUAUCAUCCGUUUCUUGCAGUGGAUGGUGAAGCUACUAGGAUAUUUUAUUCCCAGCGGUUGGUCGUUGUACAAGCUGAACUCUACUUAUGACGAUAUGGAGCCUAUAGCCGAGGGAGAUCUACCAUUGGUUGUUUUUUCGCAUGGCCUCACUGGAAAUGGGGAUGAAAAUGCUCUGCUGUGCUCGACCUUGACACAUGCGAUCGUUGGAGGAGCUAUUGUAGCGGUGAUUCAUCAUCAGGAUGGGUCCUCUUGUGAGGCGAUGGAUGAGAACGGCCGCGAAAUACCAUACAUUCCGGAUCCCAGGGAAAAUCCGUACCCCAGGAACUUUCGUCCUCAGCAAGUUCGUCAGAGAGCAAAUGAGAUGAAAUCAGUGAUCGAAUAUCUGUGCACAAUUGGUUCUGGGAAGGAGUCAGGAGUCCCUUUGCUCAAUCGAGUCACGAAGUUGAUAGACCCGAAUCGUAUCGUCCUUGUUGGGUAUUCCUUCGGUGGCGCUACUGUUGCUGAAUACUGCACAACUGUUGGUCUGAAGGCAGUUGAGGAUAAGCGUGUUUCGUGUGCGGUGCUGAUGGAUCCGUGGACUUACGUCAGUCCGAGGAAUGGUUCUGAGGGGUUUAGAUUCCCUGCGGAGGCGCAUAAGAAAGGAAUCCAAGCGCCGACGCUUGUACUCGGCAGCGAGGAGUUUUCGAAGUACCCCGACAUGAGUGCAGCCACUAGGAACCUGUAUGAUAAGAGCCUACAGGCUGGCAGUCGUCUCCGAGUGAUGGAGAGGACGAGGCAUGGUAAUCUGAUGGAACUUUGUUUUUGGGUUCCCGUCUUCUUGCUGCCUUUAGCGGCUGCUUUUUACGAUAGGAGAAAUAGCAAUGCUAGAGAUACGUACUGUAAAAUAAUCGGGGCGAUCGCUAACUUCAUUAAUGUGAAUACGUCGGCUCAUGCUCAGAGCGCUCUAGUGUCGAAAAAGGGGGAAAAUUCGAGAGAUGGAAAAAAGAUUUGAAUAAAUACCUACUAUGUUGGAUGAGUAUACAGCCGGUUAGGAAGGUUUUCGAUGCUGUUUUGGUAUCAGAUGGUUGUUUUAUUUGAUGCUCAGU